CUAAGCCCCCCCCUCUCUCUCUCUCUCUCUCUCUCUCUCUCCAUGAUCAGAUUUCUUUUCUCGUUUUUCUCUCCUGCAUUGUUGUAACAUAGAUACACAUGUAUGUGUGUAUGUAUACAUUGUCUGCAUCGUUCGAACAUCGGCAUCCGACCAUGAACUGAGAUUUUUUUUUGGGGGUGUUUGGUCUGUCUCCCAGAUCUGUUCGACCAUGGAAUGCUUCAAGCUUCGUGUUUGGGGAUGGGUUGUGGCAUAAGCUCGGGCCAGACAAGAUGUAUUUCCACGGUUUGUGUAAGGAUAACGUGCUUUUGCAGAACGGUAUUCGUCUGAAACCCGAGAACGAACGCGUUGAUUCGUAUCUAGAGACCUCGAAGCAGAAACCCGUCGGUAUGGUCACUCUUUUCGGGAGGCAGGUGUUUCCGGUACAAAGUGGGAGCUAUGAAUCUGUAGAUGAACAGCCAUGUAGGGAUCUGAAUAGAGAUAUUAUUGAUCUUGGCAGCCAUGGCUGUCCUGGAGUCACUGCUGAGAUAGAACUUUCGAUGGGGGUUGAAGUUAUCGAAAAAGAAGCAUCAAUCCCAAAGUGGCUUAGCAAGAGAAACCCGGUAUUCGUAAUUGAUCUCGAAGAACCUCCCUCUCGGCUCUCGCUGAAAGAGAUGGAACCUUCAGCUUCUGGCGUCGGGAGAGUUCUUGAAUCACAACCCUCUGUAGAUGAUGAUGGCACAUGCUACAGAAAUCCGGGAUUGUCAGAUGAAGGACAUAUGAGUGGCAACACCGAGAAAGCAAUGAAGAAGAAGAACACGCCAUCCUCGAAGCAGAGCUUCGUUCUGGAUCUGAACGAAAUCCCAGCUGAUGAGCCGUAUCCUGAUGGCCACCGCUACUUCUUACAGGACUUGAACUGCUAUCCUUACACGGAUGACACAACACCGAGCUCCGAGAAAAGUGGAGUUGAAGAUCCUACGCCAUUUUGCUCUCCUCUUAGCCAAAAUGUUCUUGAUAAAGAUAGUACAUCAUCUCCAGCUUCAUACACUUCAUGCUGUACCACGGAAAAUGACUCGAGAGUCGAGUCGAGGAGUUCUUGCCCGGCAACACUGAUACCCUCUUGUCGUGCUCGGCUUGAAUAUCCCGAAACAGAAGCCUUACCAAGCAAGCCUACGAAUGAGUCCCAUAAUGAGGAAGAUUCGUCUGAAAUGAGCUCGUGCAUUCAAUUUGCAGCUGAAUCAUUAGUCCAUAUCUCAUGCAACAGCUCAUAUCGACACCAAGACUUGCUGUCCAAACCCGAGCAACGACCUAUCUGCUCAUCUCAAGACCGAGACUUUUCAUCCAAACCCGAUUUGGGUAAUGCAGCACCGGAGUAUUCUUACGAUUCAUAUGAGUUAAUGACCAUGGAACUAACCGAAACCAGCCCUGAAGACUACUGUGUGUCAUCAAAGGCAGUAGAUGAACUAAACGUUACCGGGGAAAGCAAAGAACUCGGAUUAAAGCUGAGACGAGGGAGGAGGAUGAAGAACUUCCAGAAGGAGAUACUCCCGGGACUGGUCUCGCUCUCUAGGCACGAGAUACGUGAAGACAUAAACAUCUUGGAGGCGGUUUUGAGGUCAAGGGAGUACAAGAAGAUGCAGGGAAAGACGGGAGACGAGAAAUGCGAGGCAAACCCGAGAAAGAGACGUUCGGGGCAAAGGUACGUAGGCAGAAGAAGGAGAAGAUCUGAGUGACGGAAAAAAGAACCCGAGUUUCGGGUUUUUGACGUAUGGUGUGUAGUCAUUGGUGUAUCAUUUGAACAACGGGUCUAUUGUUACUCUCUGUUAUUGGCAUUGGUUGGAGUUUUUAGUAGUUAAGUGGUAGAAUCUGAUGUUACGACCUUCAAACUCCCUUCGGCUCUUUGUGCAAAUUCUUCCUCUA
Molecule: messenger RNA, 1896 nt
Organism: Tarenaya hassleriana
Lineage: Eukaryota; Viridiplantae; Streptophyta; Magnoliopsida; Brassicales; Cleomaceae
Exons: 4
Coding region: 270-1709 (479 amino acids)
Source: RefSeq, a predicted model, not a curated record